Molecule: messenger RNA, 312 nt
Organism: Melampsora larici-populina 98AG31
Lineage: Eukaryota; Fungi; Basidiomycota; Pucciniomycetes; Pucciniales; Melampsoraceae
Exons: 2
Coding region: 1-312 (103 amino acids)
Source: RefSeq, a predicted model, not a curated record
AUGACCAUCGAAUUUCCAACCAAGAUCAAACCAUCAACCAUGAUUACAAAUAAGAAGAUCAUCAAGAGAUUUUGCAAAUCAAAAAGCCAACACAACACAAAAAGAACACAAUCAGAUUUGCUUCUCCAUGCUAGUAAUCAUACUGGUGUCUUAAAGAUCAACAACAACAACAACAAGCGCACACAACAAAACACCAGUAUUCCUAAAGGUCGCAUAAGUGAUCAUGUAGACAAAAGGAAAAUGAAGAGUUGGUUUAAAAAGCUUUGUAAAGGUUUAGCUUCUCAUCCAACAAAUUCAUCCAAAGAAGAUUAA